AUGGCUAUCGAAAGUGUUGGGGAAUUCAUCAUAUCUAAGAUAGCAGAGCACUUGGUGGAACCAACAAUAAGACAAUUCCAUUAUCUGUUCUGUUUCAUUAAUUUUCUUCAAGAAUUCAAUGAACAAAAGCAGAACCUGACUUUGGCGCACGAUCGUCUGCAAAAUGCUGAAAGGAAUGCUGAAGAAAUCGAGAAAGAUGGAGUUUUGUUUCUAAAGGGAGGGUGUUUGUCAUUGGAAUCACUUCAAUGCUCAACAAACCUUCAAUCCCAGCAGUUCAUUGAGUGUGAAUGCAUGGGCCUCAUUUCGUUGAGAAAGCUGCAAAGACUUAAGAUUCUUGGUUUUCUGAAGUGCUUGUCGAUUGAAGAAUUGCCUGAAGCAAUAGGAGAGCUCGAGAACUUAAGGUUGUUGGAUUUGACAGGUUGUAGGCGGCUCGAAAGGAUUCGAGUGAAUUUGAUUGGAAGUACUGUAUCUCAACUUGAGUUGAAUCAAGUGUCUGGUUUGAAAAAUUUAAUGUUGUUCCAGAGAUUAGAAUUUGUUGAGGUAAUGGAUUGUGGUGAUUUGGGUACUUUGUUUUCAGAAAAAUCAUGGCGAGCUUUGAAAAAUCUAAGGAGCGUGAGAAUUUAUGGCUGCUGUAAAUUGGAAGAGGUAUUUGAAUUGGUUGCGGUUGAGGAAGUAAGCGAUGAGGAGAAGGUAUCCUUAUCUAAGUGUAUAUGGAAGGGGCCUACCCGACAGGCAAACCUCCAAAGAUUUACUUAUCUGAAAUUGUGGAAUCUCUUCAAACUCAAUCACAAAGUCGGUGGAUCAAAGUCUACAACAGCUAGAAACACUUGA
Dovyalis caffra is the source of this 831-nucleotide messenger RNA. The record is from the annotation of a GenBank genome assembly. Lineage: Eukaryota; Viridiplantae; Streptophyta; Magnoliopsida; Malpighiales; Salicaceae.